Strongyloides ratti is the source of this 888-nucleotide messenger RNA. RefSeq names its product 39S ribosomal protein L28, mitochondrial. Gene Ontology annotation, cellular component: mitochondrial large ribosomal subunit. Bases 1 to 888 code for a protein of 295 amino acids. The record is from RefSeq and is a predicted model, not a curated record. Gene Ontology annotation, molecular function: structural constituent of ribosome. The transcript is spliced from 2 exons. NCBI's taxonomy places the organism in Eukaryota, Metazoa, Nematoda, Chromadorea, Rhabditida, Strongyloididae.
AUGUCUCUUUAUAAAAAUUUAAAAGCUAUUACUACCGCUUUACCUAAACCUGUUAUCACAUGGGAUAAAGCUGAAAGAAUUAGAAGAAAUAAAGAGAUCUGGGAUGAUCCAAAAAGUGUUGUCCAUAGAUUACCUGAAUUUUAUAAAAAACGAUAUUGGGAAGAAUUACUUAAAGAUAAAAAACCUAUACAUUAUGUGCCACCAAAAGAAAGAUAUUGUUGGGACGAUCAUCGUAAGGUAAUUGUUGAAAUGGAGAAUGUACCAAUUGAACCAUUAUAUCCACCAGAAGCUGAUCUUGGUAUUUGGGGUGGUGAAGGUAUUUUAAAAGGAUAUAGGAUGUCAAGGCCUUAUACUAAAAAGAAAAUACUUCCUCGAUAUUGGGUACCUCAUCUUUGGUUUCCAACUCUUAAAGCUGUUGUUUUGUACUCUGAAAUUUUAAAUAAACAUAUGAAAAUAACUGUAACAGAAGGAGCUUUAAGACAGAUAGACAAUUCUUUUGGACUUGAUUACUAUUUACUUAAAAGUAAUGAUAUAGACCUUUGUAGCAAAUUAGCUUUGAAACUUAAAAGAGAAAUUUUAAUCACUUUAGCCAGAGAAGAAUACUAUGAUAAUGAUAAUGAGAAAAAAGAAUAUAUAAAGGAAAAGUAUAAAGAAUUUAAAAUGCCUUUAGAAGAAGCUGAAUGGGUAGGAUUAGAUCUUAAUGAGGCAUGUAUAAAGUUACAAGAUUUGGAAGAUUCAACUUGUCCAAUGCCAUUGAAAUAUGUUUUUGAAUCACAAUUAGUUAAAGCUCUUGAGAAUAACGAAAUUUCUGCAGACAUCGAAUAUGAAAAAAAGCCAAGUAAAAGUUUGUUUGGAGAAAAAAUACUUGGUAAAUUUAUGAAAUCAUAA